This is a messenger RNA of Gongylonema pulchrum, 219 nucleotides long. NCBI's taxonomy places the organism in Eukaryota, Metazoa, Nematoda, Chromadorea, Rhabditida, Gongylonematidae. The record is from the annotation of a GenBank genome assembly.
AUGAUCGAAAUCCGUGUUGCCGGCGAAGGCAAACAGUCCGAAGAGCAUCUGCGAUGCUUAAAGUCACAUUUCCAGGGCUUUCCCCUGUUCACCAUAAAAUAUCCUACAGCCGGUAUCGGUUAUGUACACGGACGUAAUUUACUUCGUACAUGCGACGCAGCGGGAUUACUGGUCGGAUUUGUGGACGAAGCUAGUGCCACCACUGUACCAACAAUUUGA